AUGAGCACCAACGAUAUCCCCAUAGAUAACCUCAACAAUAUCCCGGAAGAGCCCGCCGAUGUCGACGGACUCUCGAUUGCGAAUUCUACACUCCAGGUCCGGGAUCCACACCCGGCUCCUACCAGAAGGGGCUCCAUACCGGCCUGGGCAGAGUCAACCAACCGAUUCGGACGUGGCGUACAGUACGCGGGUGGACCCUUCGUGCGCGUCGCUCUUGUGGCGAUGUUACUUGUGAUUAUACCCUACUUGAUCGUCACGGGCCAGCUCUUCUUGCUCUUCGGGCUAGCCAAAGGGACGAAGGAUGCUAUAAGGAUACCCAUUCAUGUUUUGUCGUCGUCGUGA
Molecule: messenger RNA, 342 nt
Organism: Peniophora sp. CBMAI 1063
Lineage: Eukaryota; Fungi; Basidiomycota; Agaricomycetes; Russulales; Peniophoraceae
Source: the annotation of a GenBank genome assembly